Messenger RNA from Morus notabilis, 525 nucleotides. Its product is annotated as serine/threonine-protein kinase PBS1. The transcript is spliced from 6 exons. Bases 1 to 525 code for a protein of 174 amino acids. Lineage: Eukaryota; Viridiplantae; Streptophyta; Magnoliopsida; Rosales; Moraceae. The record is from RefSeq and is a predicted model, not a curated record.
AUGGGUUGCUUUUCGUGUUUCGAUUCGAAGGAGGAGGAGAAACUAAAUCCCGAUAAGCAAAGCGAUGAUCUAAAGCAGAGUCAACAAACAACGCUUACCUCUAACCUCGCCAGAUUGCCUUCAGGUAGACCCCACCAGUUUGUUUGCUUGUUAGGCGAUCCGAGUGUGCUGAGUGAUGAAGAGCUGAUGGAUUCAGAUCAUAUUGCCGCACAAACAUUCACUUUCCGUGAGCUUGCGGCAGCAACAAAGAAUUUUAGGCCGGAGUGCUUCUUGGGGGAGGGGGGAUUUGGGCGCGUGUACAAGGGGCGGCUAGAGAGCACUGGUCAGGCUGAGAUUGAUUCUAUAAGUUUAGAUAUAAAAGUUCUACAGGAGAAAUCAAUGGAUAUGGGUUUAGAGCUAAAGAAUCGUAAACUUAUUCUUUUGACGUUGUUUCUCAAAGAUUUUAACGUUAGUUUCUCAAAGGCACUUUUUGUUAGUGUCCUGGGAAACUCAAGUGCUCUUGCUUACAAGUUUCUGCCUUUAUAG